Molecule: messenger RNA, 997 nt
Organism: Dictyostelium purpureum
Lineage: Eukaryota; Evosea; Eumycetozoa; Dictyosteliales; Dictyosteliaceae
Exons: 3
Source: RefSeq, a predicted model, not a curated record
AUGGAAAUUUUAAAUUUAUCGGUAGAAUUUCACGUACCGGAUGGUGGCACUUUAAAAAAGAUUGUUAGGGUCGAUAACUCGACCAAGGUUGGUGAUAUGGCACGUUUACUUUUGGAUAAGUUUGGUAGAUCAGAGUUUGACCCAUCACAAUUUCAAUUAAUAGUCCCAACCAAAUCAUCAAAUAUUCAGUAUACAGCUUUAUCAGAUUUAAAUAAAUCGUUAUCAAGUUACAAUAUUAAAAAUAAUGAUGAUUUAAUUUUAAAGAAAAGACAAAAGAAAUCAAAUCCAACAAGUGCAAAAUUAGCAUCAAAAAAGAAACCCGAAAGUAUUUUUAAAACAUUAUUUUCAAUGUCAACACUUGAAAUGAAAUUAGGCGAUAAUGAUAAAGUUACCCCAGAAAUUACCGAAGUCGAAAAUCAAAUUGACGAUUUAACAAUUUUAUUUAAAUCAUUUGAAUAUUUAAAUAAUUAUUUUAAUCAACACAAAGAAAUUAACGAUAUUUUAAUAAUAUUUCAAUAUAGCGGCAGCGAACAAGAAAUAUCAGAAUUGGUAAAAUCCACUCUUUCAAACCAAACAUCAUCAUCGUAUGACAGUGUCGAUAUAACACAAUAUCAAAAAAAUCCAAAAAUUUUAGGUAGCUUUAUUUUAUCAUUAUUACAAGUUAUAUUUUCACAAAAUUCAUCAUACUCUCUGUACACUACAUAUUUAAAAUCGACAACAUCAGCAGUCACAACCUCCACAGAUACUAGAUCAACAUAUUUUUACGAAAUACCAAUCAAAAAUAGAAUUAUUUUAAAACAUAUCAUGCUGUUUUUAUAUAAUUUAUCUCAAAGAGAUUCAAAUCUAUUAGAGGCUUUAUCAAAUAUUAUUGGUCCAUUCAUAUUGGGAAAUGUUUUAUUAGAUCCACCACCACAAACAAAUUCACCAGCUUUAUUAGGUGUAAAUAAUCUACAACAAACAAAUAUUAUAACGGCGAGCGGCAGUAAUUUAGAAAAUA